AUGGAGCAAGCAGCGGAUAAAAUGUUCAGCUCGACUGCAGACUUUCUGCGAACGGAAGUGAACGCAGUUGUCGACGAUUUCCAACAACUAAAAGCGAUGCAUAAGGCCGUUUUGCACAAGUAUGAAGAUCUGAAGAAAACGACGCAGGUGAUUGGAGGCGCCCUUGAGGCCCCCGAAGAUCAGUAUAAGGAUUUAGCUCCUAUCCUCACUCAACUCGACGAUAUCGAGGAGGACGUCAGCAAUCUUGAACAGGCAGCUUUCAAAUUGGAUUCAGACUGCAAACAGCUAGAACAAAAACUGAGGAGUCUCGAAUCGAUCGUGGUAUCCCGACCUUGA
Messenger RNA from Galendromus occidentalis (western predatory mite), 336 nucleotides. Its product is annotated as biogenesis of lysosome-related organelles complex 1 subunit 2-like. Gene Ontology annotation, cellular component: gamma-tubulin complex; BLOC-1 complex; BORC complex. Gene Ontology annotation, molecular function: gamma-tubulin binding. The coding region runs from base 1 to 336 and encodes 111 amino acids. The record is from RefSeq and is a predicted model, not a curated record. NCBI's taxonomy places the organism in Eukaryota, Metazoa, Arthropoda, Arachnida, Mesostigmata, Phytoseiidae. Gene Ontology annotation, biological process: endosomal transport; lysosome localization. The transcript is spliced from 2 exons.